AUGCCGAAAGGAUAUCUUUUCGUACCUAUACAAUCUGUGCUGAUCUCGGGUACGAUAAUAAGUUUGACAUGCUUAAUCCUGCGGCUUUUUGUCAGGCGGAAGAUAAACAGCAGGCUGUAUCUAGAAGACUACUGCUUAAUUUUCUCCUGGGCAUUUAUUCUUACCGCCGAUCUUAUAGAUGCUAUAUACAAUGCUGGAUUAGGAACGCAUGUUCAAAAUCUGAGCACAAGUUUACUAGAUCUAUUUGAGAAGCUUAUUCUUGCAACUGCAUGCCUCUUUGUUACCGGUUCAUGCCUCGCCAGAAGCGCUCACCUGAUCUUUCUCGCCCGUAUUUUUGCGGGAAAGCAAAGUAUGCGUUACGCAGUGUAUACAGUUACUGUGUUUAUUACUGUCGGCUCCGCGGCAACUUUUUCGCUUUUUGUUUUUGCUUGUCGACCAAUAUCCAAAUCAUGGACCAUAACCCAGGCUGGCAGAUGCAUUAAUCAGUCGGCUAUAUUUAUUGCUGUUGCAAUAUUCAAUAUUUGCUCUGAUAUCCUGUUAUUGCUGCUACCUGUGCCUACAAUCUAUAGAUUGAAGAUCACACAUACACAGAAGGUGAAAUUCAUGAUCAUUUCUAUCAUGGUUUGUGUGACAUUCAUUGCAAGCGCUGUGCGACUGGGUAUUACGAUACCAUUAUUGACAUCACGUGAUUUGACUUAUGAUACAGCACGACUUGGGCUGCUUGUUGGUAUUGAAGCAAAUAUUCUUAUCAUUGCACCCUGUCUGCCAGCAAUACAGCAGGGCUUUCGAAUAGCCUCUUCAAACCACAACAUAAUGCCAGGUGGACCGUCCAAAACCCGCAACAGUUUCGGGACGGCGAGGUUAGAUGCGCCCUUGAAAACAAUUGAAGGACUCAGUAGCGAAUUCAAGCAGAACCCUUUUUGCAUUACAGCUUGA
Messenger RNA from Aspergillus saccharolyticus JOP 1030-1, 936 nucleotides. RefSeq lists its product as uncharacterized. The coding region runs from base 1 to 936 and encodes 311 amino acids. The transcript has 6 exons. The record is from RefSeq and is a predicted model, not a curated record. Lineage: Eukaryota; Fungi; Ascomycota; Eurotiomycetes; Eurotiales; Aspergillaceae.